GUUUCAAAGAAAGCGGGUAGAGAGAGAAAUAAAGCUUUAAAUGCGAGUGGGUUCUUGAUUGAUGAUUCUUGUCUUCGUUGUCUUCUUCUCUUAGGCACUAAGCAUACAGCCUCGCCCUUUUUUUCAUAUAAUCUUCUUCUUGUACCCUGCGGUUGUAGAUCAGCAUCUUCUGAAGACAAAAUUAUUCAGUUUUACCCAUUUUUGGCCGGAAAGAAUGGAUUUUUACCCAUACCCAUCUCGUCCCUCUCCUUGCCCAUUGCAUUCGUUCAGGAAUUUCGUCGAAAGGGUUAAGGAUUUCUUCAAUUCUGCAGUUUCUGCUGUCAUUGGGAACAUUUUCUCUGCGAUUUUGACCUUUUUCUUCGCUUUAGUGGGCACCUUGUUAGGAGCCAUGACUGGAGCUUUGAUAGGGCAGGAGACUGAGAGUGGAUUUGUUCGAGGGGCUGCUGUUGGGGCCAUUUCUGGAGCAGUGUUCUCAAUUGAAGUUUUUGAAUCUUCCCUUGUUCUCUGGCAAUCUGAUGAAUCAGGGAUUGGAUGCCUUCUGUAUUUGAUUGAUGUAAUUGCAAGUCUUCUUAGUGGAAGGCUUGUAAGGGAACGAAUUGGUCCAGCAAUGCUAAGUGCCGUGCAGAGUCAGAUGGGAGCUGCUGAAACAAGUUUUGAUGAGGUAACUAACAUCUUUGACACCAGCAGUUCAAAAGGGUUGACAGGAGAAUUGGUUGAAAGGAUCCCAAAAAUCAAAAUCACAAACAAUGAUAAUACAGAUGCUUCAGGAGAGAAAGUUUCUUGUUCAGUUUGCCUUCAGGACUUCCAACUUGGAGAAAUGGUUAGAAGACUGCCUCAUUGCCAUCACAUGUUUCAUCUACCCUGCAUAGAUAAGUGGCUUCUCAGUCAUGGUUCUUGUCCAUUAUGCAGAAGGGAUUUAUAAUUCUGUUUUUGUAAAUUCCACACUUAGAAAAGUUCAUUUAUUAUUUAUACUGCUGUUUCCCUAGGGCUUUCAUAUUUUGGUUAUCAACCUGCUUACUCUGUCUCUCCAGAUGGUUUCAGUUCAUCACAUCUCUCGAUGGAUUGGUUUACUCAAUUAGUUCUAUGUAUAAAAGUUUUGAUCAGUUAUGAUGGUACUAAUCACAUAUCUUGAUACUCCGUCCUCACUCCCUUUUCUUGGAUUAUAUCUUCGGAAUUCUAUAGCUA
This is a messenger RNA of Rubroshorea leprosula, 1185 nucleotides long. NCBI's taxonomy places the organism in Eukaryota, Viridiplantae, Streptophyta, Magnoliopsida, Malvales, Dipterocarpaceae. The record is from the annotation of a GenBank genome assembly.